AUGGCCGCCGAAGCUCAAGUCGCUCUUCAAAUGAACCGCAUCGACACGAUGCGCAAUAUGUCUGCUCGCUUAACUGACGCUGUACUAGCUAACCAAGGUGCCGCCGCUAUUGAUGCUGAACUCGCUAUCCUCAAUGAUUUGUGGAAUCGCUUCAACACAACUCGUGAGAGAUUAUUCGACGAUGUACCUGAGAUCGUUGAAAAUGAAUACCACACAGGUAAUGCAUACGGUACAGCUAAUCUCAUAUACACAGAGCUCAGAGUGAGACUCAGCGCCGCUAGACCUGCUCCAGAACCUGCUCAUGAAACCCAGCCCGCUAAUCAUGAUCAGACCGCUUACUUUGGAGGCGCGCAUAAAUCCAACUUGCCGCAAAUUAAACUACCAACCUUCCAGGGUUCUUAUGACGAGUGGGACUCGUUCAAGGACCUGUUUACUUCGCUCAUUAUUAAUGAAGAUUCGCUAACCGGGUCACAAAAAAUGCAUUACCUGAAGACGCAGGUAAAAGGUGAGGCCGCUGCACUACUCGCUAAUCUCCAGAUCACAGAUGACGCUUUCCAACCCGCUUGGGAGUUGCUGAAUACUCGCUACACAAAUCCACGUCGAUUGCUCGAUAUGCAUAUCGAUGAUUUGCUGGAUCGCCAACCGCUAACUUCACACUCUGCUGCUGAUUUGGACGCACUGUUACUCGCUAACAAAAAAUCGCUGGACGCUAUCGCUGCAUUGGGAAUUCCAAUUGGUGAGUUGGACCCCUUUUUAAUUCGUUUGACUGUUCGCUGCUUGCCUUCAGAUCUGAGGGUGGAAUGGAUGGCUUCGCUUGGGUUAUCCAAUGAGUUUCCCACUUACCAACAGCUGCACGAUAUGCUCAAGGCCAAGGUUCGUGCGUGGGAAAACUCAGAGAUUGGCGCUAAAAUAACCUCAACGCAAGUUAAGAGUACCAGUGAGAGACCACUAUCACCAAAGUCUUACGCUAAGUCAGCCGCUACAACCAAACAAGUUAAGUUUGGGAGCAGUAAAUCCGCUACUCCUGCUAGAUCAACGCCAUCUACAUCCACCGGUUCCGCUAGCUACGUCGCUUUCACUCCCAAGGAGCGUACGAGUGAACCGGGCAUGUGCCCAAUCUGCAGGGAGAAGCACUUCGUUCUAUUUUGCCCCAGCUACCAGAAGGCGUCGCCACUGAACCGAAGGACGAUUGUUCAGCAUUACCGCUUAUGCUUUAACUGUUUGGGACGCCAUCGCUACGCUGACUGCAGGACUAAGCAGAAGUGCCGCCAUUGUGAUCAGCCACAUCACACGUCGACUCAUCUUGACGAUGGUGCUGCCGCUAAACCAGCACAGGACGCUCCUGUAGCUGACCCAGCUCAUUCGCUCAAUGUUUUACUCGCUACCGCUAUUGUUAAGUUGAAUUCGCUAACAGGAAGUACAUGUACAGCCCGUGUACUUAUUGAUCAAGGAUCGGAGUUAUCCUUUGUGACGCAUUCGCUAAUCAAGAAGCUGGAUAUUCAACUCAGUAAAGCAGCUGUACCAUUACGUGGAAUUGGUAAUGUGUCAGCUGGGCAUUCGCUUGGGUCAUGCAAGAUGACGCUGCAUUCGCUACACAACAACGCUUCUAUUACCAUCCAAGCUCAUGUGCUUGCUCUAUUGACGGUAAACUUACCGUCAUUUACGCUAACUAAGAAGAAGAAAUGGCCGCAUAUAACUGGGCUACAACUCGCUGAUCCAGACUUCUUGACAUCAAGACCUAUUGACAUCAUUCUGGGUGCAGCACCAGCUGCACAUAUAAUCAACGCUAAAAUACGAAAAGGAAGUGAAAAUGACCCAAUCGCUCAGUCAACAUCACUUGGUUGGAUCAUAUAUGGAUCUGUGGACACCGCUACAUCAAAAUUGACCGCUCAUGGUCAUCAUGUCGCUGUUGAUGAUCAACUACAAGACUUGUUAACCAAGUUUUGGUACCAAGAAGAGCCACAGACAGAAUUCGCUACACGCUAUACUGAAGAAGAAGAAGAGUGUGAACAACACUUUGUCAAUACACACUACAGACAGUCUGAUGGUCGAUAUGUCGUUCGCUUGCCGCUUAAAUCUUCGCCAAGUCAACUGGGUGAUUCGCUCAGAGCUGCACAAUACGCUUUACUACGUCUUCGCAAACGACUGGAAGCUGAUCCAGUCUACAAGAAGUUGUACUUCGACUUCCUGAAGGAGUAUGAAGACUUGGGGCACAUGAAACGUCUGAAAUUAAAGGAAUUACCACCGAACAGCUACCUGUUGCCUCAUCAUGGGGUUCUGAAAGAGCAGAGCACUACCACCAAGCUCAGAGUGGUAUUCAAUGGGUCCUGGAAAACUACAUCUGGCGUAUCUGUCAACGAGAUACUUCAUGUUGGCCCAAAGAUCCAAGUUGACAUCAGUGAU
This is a messenger RNA of Microplitis demolitor, 2403 nucleotides long. RefSeq lists its product as uncharacterized. The transcript is spliced from 2 exons. The record is from RefSeq and is a predicted model, not a curated record. Lineage: Eukaryota; Metazoa; Arthropoda; Insecta; Hymenoptera; Braconidae. The annotation marks the transcript as partial.